Molecule: messenger RNA, 3546 nt
Organism: Arvicanthis niloticus (Nile rat)
Lineage: Eukaryota; Metazoa; Chordata; Mammalia; Rodentia; Muridae
Gene: Samd4b
Product: sterile alpha motif domain containing 4B
Biological process (GO): negative regulation of translation; nuclear-transcribed mRNA poly(A) tail shortening; regulation of mRNA stability
Cellular component (GO): P-body
Molecular function (GO): translation repressor activity; protein binding; mRNA binding
Source: RefSeq, a predicted model, not a curated record
CGGCGGCUGCCUGAGGAGGCGCGGGUGGCGGCGGCGGCGGCGGAGGCCGAGGCGGAGCCUGGAGAGGUGUGGCUGGACCAAGACCUCCCCUGAUGUAAGCAGGCUCCCUCCUCCCCCCACCACCCGUUGCCACCACGCCAGGGGACAUCCUCAAGCCCUGGCCCUUAGGGGAGAGGUAACAGGAGCCCAGAGCCGAGACCAUGUGACGGCGCUGGCCCUUGCCACCGCCGUCCCCCAACCCUGGCCCCAGGCCUGGCACCAUGAUGUUCCGAGACCAAGUGGGCAUCCUCGCUAGCUGGUUCAAGGGCUGGAAUGAGUGUGAGCAGACAGUGGCCCUGCUGUCACUUCUGAAGCGGGUCACGCGUACCCAAGCCCGCUUUCUGCAGCUCUGCCUGGAGCACUCGCUGGCGGACUGCAAUGAUAUCCACCUGCUGGAGUCAGAGGCCAACAGUGCUGCCAUCGUCAGCCAGUGGCAACAGGAGUCCAAAGAGAAGGUGGUGUCUCUCCUGCUGUCCCAUCUGCCCCUGCUCCAGCCAGGCAACACGGAGGCCAAGUCUGAGUACAUGAGACUGCUGCAGAAAGUGCUGGCCUACUCCAUCGAGAGCAAUGCCUUCAUUGAGGAGAGCCGCCAGCUCCUCUCCUAUGCCCUCAUCCACCCAGCCACCACGCUGGAGGACCGCAAUGCGCUAGCCCUCUGGCUGAGCCACCUGGAAGAGCGGCUAGCUAGUGGUUUCCGCACACGGCCAGAGCCCUCCUACCAUUCACGCCAGGGCUCAGAUGAAUGGGGUGGACCUGCAGAGCUGGCCCCUGGAGAGGCAGGACCAGGCUGGCAGGACAAGCCACCCCGGGAAAACGGACAUGUACCCUUCCACCCAUCCAGCUCUGUGCCGCCGGCCAUCAACAGUAUUGGGAGCAAUGCAAACACAGGUCUCCCCUGCCAAAUCCACCCUAGCCCACUGAAGCGCUCCAUGUCACUCAUCCCUACGAGCCCCCAGGCCCCUGGUGAGUGGCCGAGUCCAGAGGAGCUUGGGGCCCGGGCUGCUUUCACCACAGCCGACCACGCACCCCUCUCGCCCCAGAGCAGUGUGGCCUCCUCUGGCAGUGAGCAGACGGAGGAGCAGGGCUCCAGCCGGAACACUUUCCAGGAGGAUGGCAGCGGGAUGAAAGAUGUGCCCUCAUGGCUCAAGAGCCUCCGCUUGCACAAGUAUGCUGCUCUGUUCUCACAGAUGAGCUACGAAGAGAUGAUGACCCUAACUGAGCAGCACCUAGAGUCGCAGAAUGUCACCAAAGGUGCCCGGCACAAGAUAGCCCUGAGCAUCCAGAAGCUGCGUGAGAGACAGAGCGUCCUCAAGUCCCUAGAGAAGGAUGUGCUGGAAGGUGGCAAUCUGCGGAACGCUCUGCAGGAACUGCAGCAGAUCAUCAUCACUCCUAUCAAGGCCUACAGUGUCCUUCAGGCCACUCCUACUGCCAAGGAUGGGGGUCGAGGGGAGCCGCUGCUGCCAGGUGCUGAGCCUCCCCUCACCCACCCUGGAUCAGACAAGGGCACUGAGGCCAAGGACCCUCCAGCUGCAGAGAACUAUCCUCCUCCACCAGCUCCAGCCCCCUCUGAUAGCAGUGAGCCAGCCCCAGCUCCCGUCGCCGACGGAGACAUCCCCAGCCAGUUUACACGGGUGAUGGGCAAAGUAUGCACCCAACUGCUGGUGUCCCGACCAGACGAGGAGAACAUCACCAGUUACCUCCAGCUCAUCGAAAAGUGCCUGACUCAUGAGGCUUUCACAGAGACACAGAAAAAGCGGCUGCUGUCCUGGAAGCAGCAAGUGCUGAAACUCCUCCGGACAUUCCCUCGAAAAGCUGCACUGGACAUGCAGAGCUACCGGCAGCAGAAGGGCUGGGCAUUUGGCUCCAACUCGCUCCCCAUAGCUGGCUCUGUGGGGAUGGGUGUGGCCCGGCGGACCCAGCGGCAGUUCCCAAUGCCUCCUCGGGCAUUACCACCUGGCAGGAUGGGCCUCCUGAGCCCUUCAGGCAUUGGGGGUGUCUCUCCUCGACAUGCCCUUACCAGCCCCAGUCUUGGGGGUCAGGGCCGACAGAACCUGUGGUUUGCCAAUCCUGGAGGCAGCAACAGCAUGCCCAGCCAGAGCCGCAGCUCUGUGCAGCGCACUCACUCGCUCCCAGUUCACUCGUCACCCCAGGCUAUUCUCAUGUUCCCUCCAGACUGCCCGGUACCUGGGCCUGACCUGGAGAUCAAUCCCACCCUGGAGUCUCUGUGUCUGAGCAUGACAGAACACGCCUUGGGUGAUGGGACAGACAAAACCUCCACCAUCUGACGGGACCCACAGCCCAGCGCACCCAUAGGCUCCCUGGGCGGCGGGCGGGGGCCAUCCCCCAACAGGCUUCUCCUCGGCAGCGAGAGGGUGGGCUGGCGCAGCUAUACAUUCUGAUAUUUUUCUACUCAUCCUCUUAACUUUUGUUUAACAUUGGCACACGCCUUGCUCACUCCCAGGCCCAUUGAGGGAUCUCAGCUGAGGCCAGGGACAGAGAGGGCAGCCAGAGGCAAGGACUGGCCAGACUGCCUGCCUCUUCCCUCCCAAAUCCCAUACUAGCCCCAUCCUACCCCUGCCUCCUUCAGACUGCUGAUACCUGUCCUACCCCAAGAGAGCAGACUUCCUCAGAGACAAACUGACAGCCACCUUGUGCAGCCUGCCCUUCAGACACAUGACAGUGGGGGAAUGAGCAGUGUGGACAGCCCGCUCCACCAGUAUGUCACUGGAGAAGAGCCCCUCUCCCUUCCCUGCUACCCUUCAUCAUUCCUACUAUCCCCCAGGACAGGCACCACCUUCCUCCUUUUUUUCUUGCCCUGUUUAUCAGAGGUUCUCUACAAUUAAUUUCUUAGGCCUAUUUAAGAUACAUAUUUAUAUAGUUCUUAACGGUUUUUCUCUGAUCAUUCCCUGUCAUUUUUAGAAUCCCCAGGCCUCUCUCUGAGCCAGGACAGUGGCAGGGGGAGCCUGAACUUUAUGAGGAGAGGGCAGAGCCCCCUCUUGCAGACCCCCUGCCCUUCCCUAUCCCAGCCCCGGCUCCCAGAUGCAGAGGUUGAAGGUGGGCAGCCCCAGGCCCGCAGUGAGGUCAGGAAGUCUGUUGCCUUAAUGUCCCUUUCCCCCACCAACAUAACCCUUCUCUGUUCCCCAGGUCUGUUGGCAAGACUUGUGGGUAGGAACCAGGGAAGGGGGGGGUGUUGGGUUUUUGUUUUCUUGCCUACCCUCUCUUUCUGUCAACCUUUCCUACCCCCAUUAUGUCAUGACCUCAUGUAAGUGGAACACUAUAUCAUAACCCAGAGGUGCAGCCCAGCCUGAGUCACAUAAACCCUCCACUCCCUGUUCUUGAUGAGGGCUGGUGCUGGGGCCCAGGUGGAGGGAGGGAAUUUGGGAUUCAGGCUGUGGGGAAGCCAGGGUCCCCUAUUCCAAACUCCUCUUUCCCCCUUAACCUACACCCUCAUUGGGACAUUCUCAAGCUUUUCACACGAAAAGGAAAAAAAUGUUAUUUUUAGAUACA